This is a messenger RNA of Camelina sativa (false flax), 1140 nucleotides long. RefSeq lists its product as uncharacterized. The record is from RefSeq and is a predicted model, not a curated record. NCBI's taxonomy places the organism in Eukaryota, Viridiplantae, Streptophyta, Magnoliopsida, Brassicales, Brassicaceae.
AACGUACCAUUCUUUCUAUUUCAUAUUGUAUUUUGUCAAAUAAUUAUGAAUAAACCUUUAAUCCCAAGUUCCUCAAGACAUAUAUUAUACAAACUAUGUACUGUUUAAUUUGUUGAUCUUCUGACUAGGUAAGUAUCUAUUGUGGAUCAAAAUUUUGAGAGCGAAAUGAGUAUAUAUCCUAGAUUUGGUGGCUUGAUCAAUCAGAACAUUGAACAGCCUCCAAAGGGCGAGUCCGAGAGAUCUGAGAAUGUUGAGUCUAACUCGGAGUCAGAAAUGGAUACUAAUAGUACCGAAGAUGAGGAGAUUAAGCAACUAAAUCUUUGGAGUAACGCAGAGAAGAAACAUCCAUGGUACGAUCCUCCUCCAAAGGUGAAGGUGACAAUGAAAAGGGGUAUUUGCCAUAUGAACAUAGAACUGACAUUGGGAGUGCCUCCUGAUGGAGCUUACGAACUUUUCAUUAAUCCAACGAACAUACCAUUCUUUGUGAUAGACAAGUUUAGGCGCCAACUUCUGGAAAACAAAUCAAGAAAGGUUUUGAAGAAAGAUGGACAGAUAGUGAAGGUCGAGAAAGCUGUGGCGUGGGACUUUUUUUGGUGGUCGGGAGCUCUCCCCAUAAGUUUAAUUGUCGACGAAAACAAAAAAGAUCGUAAAGCAAAAUAUAAGAAGCAGAAAAUGAUGUUCAUGAAAGUGUUCGAAGGUAGCUGGAAAAUAGAACCACUGUAUGUAGAUGCAGCACGUUUGUGUAAGCAAAUGAAACCGAAAAAUCAAGAAGAAUACAAAAAAUGUAGUGGCGGACAAGGAAAGAUUGCAUCGAAAGUUACAAUGGACCAAUAUUUUCAGCCAUAUUUUCCUUUCAAUAUUCCGCCGCUUUCUUCGUACAUUCGUGAGAUCACCAUCAAGACCACCAAAACUCUGCUCAAAAUGCUUCAAGAGAGGGCUACCAUACUGCGAGAGAUGCCGUAUUCUUAGGAAGAACUCAAUGCUCUUUAUAUAUUCUAGCACAUUCCAUUUUCUUUCAUUUUCCAUGCCAUGCAUUGUGACAUGCGUUGCAUGCGGGUCGAAUAAAGAUUACCUAAUUUCUCACUAAUUAUGUGUCUUUUAAUAUUUCAUAUAUAUCAUACUAGAAGUAGACUCGCGCGA